Messenger RNA from Lactuca virosa, 357 nucleotides. The record is from the annotation of a GenBank genome assembly. NCBI's taxonomy places the organism in Eukaryota, Viridiplantae, Streptophyta, Magnoliopsida, Asterales, Asteraceae.
AUGCCCCUUGAACAAUCCAAUGUUUUGGACCAUGUGGCUGAGAAUGAAUCAUGGAUGGGUAAGAGUGUUGGUUUUCCUGUUGAGAUUAAUGAACUUAUUGAUUUCAACUCUCAGGAUACAAUUGGUUUUAAGGGUUCUGCUUCCUUCGUUGCUGAUAAUACUCCUAUCUCUACUUUUCCAAAUACCAUUUCAAUGAGUCCAUCAACCAACCACGACACCACUAGCCUCCUUUCACCACCUAACAAUGUGAAACGUAAACUUGUAGAUGUUUACGAUCUUGAAGAUACUGUUUGUGAGUCAUCAACAAAACCUUCAAAAAAAUCCAAUGGUGUCAAGGAAAGCGUACGUGCCUCUUAA